Helianthus annuus (common sunflower) is the source of this 1029-nucleotide messenger RNA. Its product is annotated as ricin B-like lectin R40G3. The transcript has 4 exons. The record is from RefSeq and is a predicted model, not a curated record. The coding region runs from base 123 to 740 and encodes 205 amino acids. NCBI's taxonomy places the organism in Eukaryota, Viridiplantae, Streptophyta, Magnoliopsida, Asterales, Asteraceae.
ACGAAUGAUUUUCCCACCGGCCAAAAUCAACAUCUUUAACUACCUCAUCUUCUAUUUAAGUUUAACUACCUACCCCCUUUCAUUUCAACACACCACAAGAAUCAACAUCUUUUAAACCACUUAUGGAUCGCCACCACCACCACCACAACGCUCCCCACCACCACCAACCAUCACCACCGCCACCACAACCUGCAGUUGUGGUCCACCACGUCUCCCACCAACCAUCACCACCUCCGGUCCACCAUACCACCACCCACCACACUCCAAAGUACACCGACAAUAAACCAACUGUUAGAUUCUACUGCAAAGCCAAAUCUGAUUACUCACUCACCAUUCGUGAUGGUAAAGUUGUUCUUGCACCCACCAACCCUUCUGAUCAUCACCAGCAUUGGAUAAAGGAAGAGAAGUACAGCACAAGAGUGAAGGAUGAAGAGGGUUACCCUUCUUUUGCUUUGGUCAACAAGGCUACCGGACAGGCGAUCAAACACUCCAUCGGUGCCGAGCAUCCGGUCCAGCUGGUGGAGUACAAUCCAGAUAAGCUGGAUGAGUCUGUUCUUUGGACCCAGAGCAAGGAUCUAGGUGACGGUUUUCAUGCGGUAAGGAUGGUUAAUAACAUCAAGCUUAAUGUAGAUGCGUGGAAUGGCGAUAAAGAUCACGGCGGUGUUCGUGAUGGCACCAAAAUUUAUCUCUUUAAGUGGACAAAGGGUGAUAACCAGCGAUGGACCACUGCACCUUUCUGAGGCAUUUUCAUGGCUAGAAGUUACUAUGUGAGUUUGCAUGUGUGUUGGUGUGGGUGCUUUGUUCAUGGUCAUGAUGAUGCUAAUAUGUAUGUUUAAAUAAUGAUGAUGAUGAUGAUGAUAAUGAUAUAUGUAUGUGUUUUGCCACCUAUGAAAAAAAAAUCUUGGGUCUGCCACUGCCUGUAUUGAACAUGAAUACUUAGCCUUCGCUAAAUAUUAGUUCGUUCGUUUUGCAGCCAAAUACUAGAACUUGUCGAAGGCUACGUUUAGAUUUGUAUAAAUUUUGUAUUUA